GCGGAAGCUCAUUGUUUGCUGUGGAUUCACCCAACCUCAGCGCCUCACAUCUUAUUUGACGCCUUCACAACGAGGUCGCAGCCUCUGGAGCUUGAUCGACACCUCUUGAUGGAAUAAUUGUCGCGACAAUGCCCAAAGUUAUCAGCUACACUCCUCCCUGGCUCUCGCGCCCUUCCCCCGGCGCUUCGUUGUUUGCGAGCACUACACACAAGGAUCCUGCGAGUCUCAAGAACCCCAAAGACGCCAAAUAUGACGGGCCCUUACGGACUCUUGCACGGAGGGGCAAUGAGAUCUUCACAGUUGUUGACAACCAGAUCCGGUGGUCCAGUCUUACGCGAUUGAAGGAUGAGUGGCAGCAACGUGAGAGGUCGAAGGAUGCCCAAAAGUCCGCUGCCGAUGACCAGGUGCCGUACAGGACCCUGGUAGUGCCGGUUUACGAACAGAUCCGACAGCUUAUCCCCUCUCCAAACGGCGCUUUCCUCGCCAUUGUCGCAGACCAUACCGUCUUCAUCGCAGUCCUUCCCGACUCCGCGCAUUUGUCUACCACAGAAACUUCCCCAAUUCGCGUAAAAACCUACCAGCUUGGCCCAACAACACACGUCAUCCCAGAAUCGCCGGUGGUCUCAGCUUUAUGGCACCCGCUUGGUGUUUAUAGCAAUCUAGGAGCAUGCCUUGUGACAGUAACGGAGGACGCUGCUGUGCGCGUCUGGGAGCUAGACCGGAAUAAUCACUGGUCGUUUGACCGACCUACACUUGCUAUCGACCUCCGCAAGCUGAUCGACGGGACUUCUUCCGACCAGGACUUUGCGCCCUCGGGUUUUGGGAGGAACAAAGGUUUCUCUGCAGAUUACAUUGAUAUGGAGGUUGCAUCGGCUCGCUUUGGCGGUGUGGGUAGCGAGAAAGAGGACGCUUGGGCAGCGAUGACACUCUGGAUCGCCAUGAAGCCUGGCGAUCUGUAUGCCCUCUGUCCACUGCUGCCUUCAAAGUGGAGGGCGCCGCCCGCGGCCGUCCCCUCAUUGUCUGCUGCAAUCAUCCCGAAAAUGACAGCUUUAGAAGAGGAUUCUUUGGAUCACGACGAACAAUUGACAGCCUGUCGGCAACAAUACGAGUGGCUCACGGAAAUCGACAACCAGGAGCCGUUGCAGAUCAUACCCGGAACCGUGACAGAGCCGGAGUCAGAGAUCCUCGCUCGGCCAAUGACCCCUAGUGCGAUUCCUAGGCUUCAAGGGCCGUUCCGUGUUGAUACUGGCGACCAGGUUGAUGACCUUGAUCUGUGCGAUAUUCUGGUCGUUGCUGCCAAGGCUGAUACUGAUGCUCUGAUGCUGGGAGAAGAUGAUGAAUUGGCUCUGGAUAGUGGUGAUGAUAAGGUAUCUGCUACUGUGAUCUAUCUUUCAUCUCGGAGUGGUCGAGUGUAUAUCUGCCUUGAACUUGAAGGUGUGGAAGGACAGUGGCUUCCCAAAUCAAAGAGAAACGUGUUCCAAACGCCUGUCUCUGAAGGGUCCGAUUUACUUCUGGUGGAAGCUUUGGACACCGUCAAAAAGGAACGCCAAUCUGCGGAAACAUGGCCUGUGUUUUCCCCCGAUGCCCAUUCACGAUACAGCUGCUUCGUGACAACCUCCCACAGUGUUGUAUUCAUUUCGCUGGCGUCUUGGAUUCAGCGAUUGGAAGCUGAAUUGCAGUCUGAUGACACUGCUGGGUCAGGAUUCCGGCUCCAGAUUCUUUGCGAAGGCAACGCGGCGACAUUGGAGCCGAUCAUUCAAGUCGACGAAGCCAGUGCAGCUGGCAGCCAGCCCUUCCACCUACCAGCCUCUUUGGUGUAUCACGACUACGACCUGGGAUACCUGCUUCUUUCCUGCCACGCCUCUACCCCCUCUGCUGCCAUUCUCGAAAAGCCUGAUUUCUUCCCGUCAUUUUCGCUCCAGCCAGAUGCAGAGACAGCUGGCUCCCCAACAAUCCCUCCCCACCGACCUCCUUACCAGGUUCCUUCCAUUCUAUACGCAGAGUCUCCAUUGGAGUUCUUUGUCGAGAAGCAAGUUCCUCAUCGCUACCGCAGCAGCUUGAAGGAGCCCGUACUCCUCUCCCCAGCUACUCUUGAUCUUGUGGCCGCCGCGCACCGAAUCCUGUCCGCCCAUACAAAUGCCCUUGAACGAGCUGCGUCUGACCUCUUCCGUCGCUGUGAGAGACUUCAGGGUGAAUUGCGCGAGCAAUUAGGGCAAAUAUCCGAUGUUGCAGAGCGUAUCAAGGGUGUCUCGAGUGAGAUUGGUGAAGAUGGAGAGAGGAAAGAGGGCUCCAGGAGCAGUGAAGUAUUGGACAAGAGGCUACAAGCAGCCAAGGACAGACAAACACAACUCGUCCAACGCUACGAAGCUCUCCGCAAUAAGGUGCUGAACUCCGGAGGAAGACCGCUCAGCGAGAAGGAGUCGUCAUGGAUCGCAGAGGUGGAAACACUUUCCAAAUCCUUCGACAAUGAACGCAAGGAGGGAGACACCCAGCGGAUUUCGCAGCGACUACAAGAUGCAAGUUCAAACCCUUGAUUUUUCCUGAUCAUCUACUAACAUUAUGCAGGUCAAGGAGAUCGCCAAAGAACUAGUCGAAGAAGCCAAGUCCGCUGCUGCCAGGUUGCCCGCUACGCAAGAAUCUAGUACCCCGGCUUCUCCUACAAGCGCACAACCACGGGUUCCCCAGCGGCUGCAACGUGCUAAGAUCGCUGAUGCCAUGAAGAUGGUGGAGAGAGAAUCUGCUGUUAUUGAAUCUAUCACGACACGCUUAGCCCGGCUCAACGCCAUUGUCUGAUGUUAUUCCCAAUCUUGGUUCUUUGACCACUUACCCUCGCAUACAAUAUGGCUUAGACUACGUAUUUACGCAUUGACCGUUGAUCUACGCUGAAUUCAUCUAACUUGAGCAAUCAAAUCAACCAUCAACUUGAUCGAACCCUCAAUUCUUAUUUCAGUAUGUUCUCUGACAAACUGGGCCAAACUCGCCCUUCAAUCAUAUGUAAGGACGACACUUAGAAUGCUACACGAACAACACCUCCUACAGCGAUCUUCAUAACUGGAUCAUCCGAACAAUCAGUCCUCUGGCUCGGGAUGAUGUCCCAUCGCCCUCUCCUCAUAAUACGACCCAUCCCACACCCCCUUCCUCCCCAACUUUCCACCCCUCCCUGAUGUGACAGAACCACUCUCCUCACUCUCAGUAUCUAUAUCCUCUCCCGGCCCAUUGAUCUGAUACUCAAGCCGAUAAAUC
Molecule: messenger RNA, 3243 nt
Organism: Aspergillus calidoustus
Lineage: Eukaryota; Fungi; Ascomycota; Eurotiomycetes; Eurotiales; Aspergillaceae
Source: the annotation of a GenBank genome assembly